CAUAAUCAUCCAAUAUGAGGGGAUGAUAAAUGAAAGAUACUGAUUAUAAAUUUUGAAGAGCCCGUGGCAACGCACGGGCGUUAUACUAGCCAAUCUUCUCACUUAUCCAAGCCAAGUUCUCUCUAUCAAUUGUCCCAAACCACCCAUGCAACAUCACGAGCUCCUCAUAUAUUGUUUGUUCUGAGUCAAGUAAUCAAAGACUGGAUUGUACAUAAACAAUGCUAUAUAUUUUGCAGGCAAGAAUCCAGAACCACACUUUCUCUUUACACUUUCCUCUUUCCAAUUGUAAAAUAUUGUGCUAGGUAGCAAGAGCAAGGCAAGUAUGGAAUUCCACCUUUUCUUUCUUUAAAUGCCUUGUAUUGAAACCUGCUGUCACCAUUGCUCAUUGCCAUUGCAUAGCCUGACAAAGAGAUCAAUCAAGCCAAAGAGAAAGGAUGGCUUCAGGCUUGCAGGUGUUUGGCCAGCCAGCAUCCACCGAUGUUGCCAGGGUUCUGACAUGCCUCUUUGAGAAGAAUUUGGAGUUUGAUCUCGUCCGCAUCGACACAUUCAAGAGGCAGCACAAGCUUCCCGAGUUCAUCAGGCUGCGGGAUCCAAGUGGACAAGUGACAUUCAAGCAUGGUGACAAGACUCUUGUCGAUCCAAGGGCUAUUUGCCGGUACCUCUGUACCCAGUUCCCAAACCAGGGAAACAGGAACCUCUAUGGGACUGGCUCUCUGGAACGGGCAUCAAUAGAACAGUGGCUGCAGGCAGAGGCUCAGAGCUUCAACCCUCCCAGCUCGGCCCUCGUGUUUCAGCUGGCAUUUGCUCCUCUUCUGGGAAUCCCUCAGGACCACAUGGCCAUUGCAGAGAAUGAGAGGAAGCUUCAGCAAGUCCUCAAUGUUUACGAUGAAAUACUCUCGAAGAAUGAGUACCUAGCUGGCGAUGAGUUCACCCUGGCUGACCUCUCCCACCUCCCGGACUCGCAGUACAUUGUGAGCUCGGAGAGGGGGAGGAAGCUCUUCACCUCCAGGAGGAAUGUGGCGAGGUGGUUCGACCAAAUCUCGAGGCGCAAGGCGUGGGAGCAGGUUGUCAAGAUGCAGAUGGAGCAUCCUGGCGCGUUCGAGUAGCGGCUUAGCACCUUGGUGGUCGCGAGCAAGUGUCGAGCUCAUGUUGAAGAGCUGUCUACGUCUAUCGAUCUUACUUUCAUGUGUUCUUUCGUCAUCGUUGCUACUUGUGUUGUCGUUUACCAAAUCCUCUUCAUUGUUUGUCCUGUGAACCAGAAUAAUAUGAGGCCUGUUUGUGAUGUCUGAUGUACAUUGCGCCGUUUAAAAUGCUUUUGCCCUGGUGUGCUCUACUGUCUGCUUUUCACUAUACCAUUAACAGAAAGAAACUUGAUCUUUUA
Molecule: messenger RNA, 1381 nt
Organism: Triticum aestivum (bread wheat)
Lineage: Eukaryota; Viridiplantae; Streptophyta; Magnoliopsida; Poales; Poaceae
Product: glutathione S-transferase F10
Exons: 3
Coding region: 435-1106 (223 amino acids)
Biological process (GO): glutathione metabolic process
Cellular component (GO): cytoplasm
Molecular function (GO): glutathione transferase activity; glutathione binding
Source: RefSeq, a predicted model, not a curated record